CAAAAUGUUCGCCAAAUUGUUAAUUUUUUCUUUCUUGAUCGUCCCGGUAUACAUGGCCGCCCUGCUGAUGGACAAAAGGGACGAUUUGGAAUGCGACGCGAUCCCGAAAGAUAUCCUGGAAGAAGUCCUGGGAGCCUCCUUCAACCCCAGAUACAUGAGUAUAGAUCCCCCUGUAGAAACUGGUGUGACCAACAACGGAAGAAAAAGGGCCUCUAGCUAUGACAUGGACUUCUACGUAGACGACAACCAUUACGAAGAACUCAUAAAUGAUGCUGCCUGGGUGGUGACCAACCACGUGAAAAUCGAAGAAAGCAAACGUCACAUCUCCCACAGGUUCAAGAGAUCCACUAGAUCCAGAGCUAUGAUCCCGAAACAACUUAAAGAGUGGGAAUGUGAGUCUAUGAUCGUAUGGAAAGAUUUGGGAACUGACUAUUUUCCCCAGUUUUUGCGCACUGUGGAGUGUACCCAGAAAAAAUGCUGGUAUGGUAUGUACAACUGCUCACCUAGGUCCUUCACUGUGAAGAUCUUGAGGAGGAAGACCAACGUGUGUGUUUUAGCCGAAAGAGGGAUGAUUAUUGGGUACAAGGGGAUCCCUAGGGAUCUCAGAGAGAUGUGGGUUUGGGAAGAAAGAGCUGUGAAUUUCUGCUGUGAUUGUACAGCAAAUUAGAAGUCAUUUGGAGGAACAAUUCAGAACCCAGUGAAAAUAUAUGUGAUGGUAAUCAGACGGAGAACUUGCCACCUGAUGAAAAUUACAUGAAUAGCUGUACAUAUUUAUAAAUAGUUAAUUUA
Messenger RNA from Harmonia axyridis, 789 nucleotides. RefSeq names its product protein trunk. Gene Ontology annotation, molecular function: signaling receptor binding. Bases 5 to 667 code for a protein of 220 amino acids. NCBI's taxonomy places the organism in Eukaryota, Metazoa, Arthropoda, Insecta, Coleoptera, Coccinellidae. The record is from RefSeq and is a predicted model, not a curated record. The transcript has 2 exons.